UAUUCGUCGUCAGUGAGAGAGCCGGGCUACGACGCGCCUGCCUUCGUGGAAGAAUUGUAUUGUGGACCAGCUAGACUGGCGAACAAUAGUUGCUACUAUCAUCAGCCAAUCUACGAGGACGAGGUACCGGAUUACGUCGCCCCGUUUCCGGUCUACGCGCCUCUCUCCGAUAUGCCAGAGUAUCGUUCUCGACACGAAUAUCCAACGAUGGAACAAGAAAAAUACAUGGUACAAAUUAUUCCGCCCCCACAUUUGGACUUGAAUACAUACGGCCAUCUAAAAAUCGACUACACGAACAGUUGGAAUUCUCUGAAUCGGAAAAUCAGUAAAUAAUUUCAUUCUGAAAGGGACCAAAU
This is a messenger RNA of Heterotrigona itama, 356 nucleotides long. The record is from the annotation of a GenBank genome assembly. Lineage: Eukaryota; Metazoa; Arthropoda; Insecta; Hymenoptera; Apidae.